AUGUCACAGGAGACAGACAGUAAGCGGUUGGUCGUGGUAGUGCCCAAUGAAACCUCCUUCCAUCCCCGCCGGGCCUACACCAGUGAAGAUGAGGCAUGGAGGUCGUACCUGGAGAACCCCUUGACGGCGGCCACCAAGGCCAUGAUGAGCAUCAAUGGCGACGAGGACAGUGCAGCCGCCCUGGGUCUGCUCUAUGACUACUACAAGGUUCCCAAGGACAAAAGGGUUUUAACCGUACCUAAAGUGGUUGAAAUUUCAGAGGAGCAGGAAAAGAGGUCAGGUGAGGCAGAGGCAGUUGACAACCGUGUCCAGGUCCUGAAGUCAGUGCCAGUGAACCUGUCCCUCAACACUGAGCAUCUGGACUCCAAACGGGACCAGUGUGGUGCAGAGGGGGCUGAAGCGGGUGCUGUUACCAUGGUGAAGGCUGAGGUUUACACUCCAGUGUUCAUGGGAGCUGGGGCGGUCCACUACCGUCCGGAGGGGGACGAGCACGCGCGGGUGGUGUACGAGCAGAGCCACACCUACGAUGCAGUCACACUCAGCCACGGGGCUUAUGGGAAAGAUGAGCAGCGCAGCUCACCUGACAGCACCUAUGAGGAGGACAACAACGGGAAAUACCGGUCUUCAUCGAUGGGAGCUGAAGAUUUUGUGUUUCAGCAGUCAGAUGUGGGUAUUGACACUUUUCAGUACACCCUUGAAGCUAGCAGGUCACUGCGUCAGAAACAGGGAGAGGGGCCCAUGACGUACCUGAACAAAGGGCAGUUUUAUGCCGUGACCCUGAAUGAAACAGGAGCCGAUAAACGCCUGAGACACCCCAUCAGCAAAGUCAGAAGUGUGAUUAUGGUGGUGUUCAGCGAGGAUAAGAACCGUGAUGAGCAGCUGAAGUACUGGAAGUACUGGCACUCACGCCAGCACACGGCUAAACAGCGUGUCCUCGACAUCGCUGACUAUAAAGAGAGCUUCAACACCAUUGGGAACAUUGAGGAGAUCGCCUACAACGCCGUAUCUUUCACUUGGGACGUGAAUGAAGAAGCCAAGAUCUUCAUCACAGUGAACUGUCUUAGCACGGACUUCUCCUCUCAGAAAGGAGUGAAGGGCCUUCCUCUCAUGAUCCAGAUUGACACCUACAGCUACAACAACCGCAGCAACAAGCCGCUGCAUCGAGCCUACUGCCAGAUCAAGGUCUUCUGUGACAAGGGUGCAGAGCGAAAGAUCCGAGAUGAGGAGAGGAAACAGAACCGCAAGAAGGCCAAAGGUCAGUCUUCUGUUUAUCAUCUUAUCAACAUGCUGAUCAACACUUGUCUGACAAGAAACAACUCAAAAACUAAACUGCAAUUCCUCCCUCAUCCAUCAGGCAAAGAUGGGAGUAUGGGGGUGAUCGCCCUCCCCAAGAAAUCUGACGCAACGUUCUUCAAAACAAUGACGGACCUGGAUUCCCAGCCCGUCCUCUUCAUUCCAGAUGUGCACUUUGGUAAUCUGCAGAGAGCCGGACAGGUGUUCACCUUCAAUACAGAAGAGAUAGAGAGGGAAGGUGUCUUGGUGAAGCGGAUGUUCCGGCCUGCUGAGGAUGAAUUCUGCCCGCCGCCUCACAAACAGGUCAAAGAGGAGACACAGAAGAGAGUUUUGCUCUACGUGAGGAAGGAGGCUGAUGAGGUGUUUGAUGCCCUGAUGCUCAAGUCUCCCACACUGAAGGCACUCAUAGAAGCUAUUUCAGAAAAAUAUGGAGUGCCCCUUGACAGAAUAGCUAAGAUCUACAAGAAAAGCAAAAAAGGGAUCCUAGUGAACAUGGAUGACAACAUCAUCGAGCACUAUUCAAACGAGGACACUUUCAUCCUGAACAUUGAGGGUUAUGCAGAUGGCUACAAAAUCACUCUGACGGAGAUCUGACACGGCUGAUUGGUCAGACGAAGAGGACUGCCGCAUUUCAAUCAAUCCCACUCAAAUGCUCCAGUUAGCCCAGUCCCAGUCCAGAUGGAGAGAGGGGCGGUGGAAGAGGGCACUGAUUGAAGCCUCUUCAAACUGCUGCCAUGUUCUGUAAAUGCUCCCGCGGUAAUGGAACCAGCCAAAUAGUCUGUCUACUUAGUUACCGAGGAAACAGAUUGAAUUGUAGAAAUUGUUUUUGUGGACCCAUCUAAUGCUUUGGACAUUUGGGGAGUUGAUACAAACAGAAUCUAUUUGAGCAGUCUAUUUAUAUAAGGCCAUGUAGUCCUUUCAAGUAAUUCAACUUAAAAAAAACAGUGAAGCUAUGAAUUUACCCGCUACCUGGAAAUUGAACACAACUCAACAUGAUGAUUGUGUUGGCGUUGGAAGCAUGUUCAGCUCAAAAAGCUUUUGCCUUUUUUUAGUACAGUGUUUGUCGAGACAGCUUGCUAGUAUUCAAAGUAUCAAAAAGCCUGAAUUCUUCAUAAGGACCUAACCGAUAGAGUGCCUAACCCCAACCCUAACAGAUAGAGUGCAUGUAUUGUCUUAGAUUAGUGUCCUAGUUUUGGACCUACCAAGAAGAAGUUUGGAUGCUUUUUUUAAAUUCAUUCAGAACUUCAGUCUUACUACAGAGUCGCUGGUCUUGAAGUUUUCAGUUUUAUUUGUAUUCCAGUGUGGCCUGUUUGUGUUUGUGUCUUUUGGAUAUGUAUGGAGACGGUUUUUAAAGAUAUAUUUUGUUAAUUAACCAUGUACAGUCGUGUUGUAUUUAGGAUCUGCAAUUAGUGUGGUUAACUAUGAUAGAGUGCACAAUAGCAGUUAUAGUUCAAAGCACUCAAAGAGAUGGUGCUCUUCAGCGGUCCCAACCUAUUCAAAAUGGAACUCAGACUUAGAUAGAAAUGCACUCCUAACUCCUUUUGUGUCCUUUUAUUUCAUAAGUAGAACUCUCAAGUUGGUCACAACACUUUCACAGGAUUUAAUUCAGGCAUUCAACUUCCUGACUUUAGAUAGCUCAUGGAUAUGCUUCGGUUUUCCCAUUUUAUUUAAUGUGAUUUUGUUUCUGUGCAUCGGUGUGAAUGUGGGAGCCUUGUGCUCAACUGCCAAAAGUUGAAUGAAAGUGAAAUGGUCAAACAGCACCACCUACCAUGUCAGGUGCAUUACGACUAGUGAACCCUCCCUGGACUUCACUAUAUCUUACACCAUCACACAUGUGAUGUUCUCUGUGUGUGGGAUAUGUCUUCACUAGAUCUCACACAUGUGAUGUUCCCUGUGUGUGAUAUGUCUUCCAAACUGCUAGGUCAAGAUAAUGAGCAAUAGGGCACUUGUUACAGUACUAUUAGAUAUUUUAAUAAAAUGUUUGUGAUGUAAAUAGCAACUUCUGGAAAUUGUAUAAACCCAUGUUGUGGUAAUUGUGACUGUGUUUUUAAAAAGAAGAUAUUUUGAAAAUAAAUAUAUGGCAGAAAAAAAAACUACAGAAAAUGUUGUGUAAUUAUUUUUCUUUAUUUAUUAGAUAACCAAAACAGAUGUCUGUGUUCAGAAUCUACACUGACACAAAGUACAAGUUACAAAAUCUACAAAAUGGGAA
Molecule: messenger RNA, 3502 nt
Organism: Clupea harengus (Atlantic herring)
Lineage: Eukaryota; Metazoa; Chordata; Actinopteri; Clupeiformes; Clupeidae
Gene: grhl2b
Product: grainyhead-like transcription factor 2b
Exons: 16
Coding region: 1-1887 (628 amino acids)
Biological process (GO): brain development; neural tube development; regulation of transcription by RNA polymerase II
Cellular component (GO): nucleus
Molecular function (GO): DNA-binding transcription activator activity, RNA polymerase II-specific; RNA polymerase II cis-regulatory region sequence-specific DNA binding
Source: RefSeq, a predicted model, not a curated record